Molecule: messenger RNA, 1605 nt
Organism: Anolis carolinensis (green anole)
Lineage: Eukaryota; Metazoa; Chordata; Lepidosauria; Squamata; Anolidae
Gene: ciao2a
Product: cytosolic iron-sulfur assembly component 2A
Exons: 5
Coding region: 137-550 (137 amino acids)
Source: RefSeq, a predicted model, not a curated record
GCUGAAGGGCGGGCGCGUCGCGGGCGUCGCCGGGAGAUGUAGUGUGAGGCUCUUUCGGGCCUUGCUGCGGCCUUGGUGAGGCAGAUGGAGCCUUCGGAGCGGGCGAAGGGCAGUCGCGGGGCUCCUCGGGGGCGGGAUGCUGUCGCUGGGGCUGCUGUGGCGGGCGCUGGCGGGCGGAGGCCAUGAGAAGAAGGAGGAGAAGGGGAAAGAGGACGAGGAGAAGAAGCCGCCGCGGAGCCGGGCCCGGGCCAUGGAGCAGGAGCGGGCGCUCGAAGUCUACGAUAUAAUUCGAACCAUCCGGGACCCAGAAAAGCCCAACACUUUAGAAGAGUUAGACGUGGUGACGGAAAGCUGCGUUGAAGUGCAUGAAACCAGCGAAGAUGAAUAUUUGGUUACUAUCAGGUUUACGCCAACUGUACCUCAUUGUUCUUUGGCCACUCUCAUUGGGCUGUGUUUGAGGAUCAAGCUUCAGAGAUGUUUACCUUUUAAACACAAGCUAGAAAUCUUCAUAUCUGAGGGAGCACAUUCCAUCGAGGAGGACAGCUUGUGAUCCCACCAGUUCUUUGUCACAGGCAGAUGGUUUUUGUGGCACAAGUUCCAAUGGAUCAUCUUAUGCCUCUGCUUGUAGUCCGUCUGCACGAUCUUGCAGCAGCUGAGUAUGUCAUCCAUCCUUUCAUCUGCUUCCUUGCAGAAUCUACGCUUGGGAUCUGUAGUUGACUUUUCAAUUCUGGCUUUGAUGGCAUUGGUUCUAAUGGCUUGUUCUUAGGCUGAAAAAAGAGACGGAGGGCCUGAUUCUUGCAAAGUUCCAUUUAUGAGCCACAUCCAUGUUUUUUCCUUGUCAAUUUUGCUCUCAAUUUUUCCCAGGAACUGCCCAUGGAGAGCCUUCUUUCACCAGUUUUCUCUUCUGCACUGGAUUAUGUUUUUACGGUAUUCACCCUUUGUCUUUUGCACUUGAAGCAGUUUACUACUAUUGACUUCCAUCCAUGUUGGUUCUUUCACAUAAUCUGCCAAUGAUGAUGAUGAUGAUGAUUAUUAUUAUUAUGAGAUAGAGCAGUGUGAUUUUCUAAAGCCAAACUCUGUUUCUUCCAUGUAGGAUCUCAACCCCAUUAGUUAACCAGAGUAGACCCAUUGAAUCAAUUGCUUUGCAAAUUGCUACAGUAGAGUCUCACUUAUCCAAGCCUCGCUUAUCCAAGCCUCUGGAUAAUCCAAACCAUUUUUGUAGUCAAUGUUUUCAAUAUAUUGUGAUAUUUUGGUGCUAAAUUCGUAAAUACAGUAAUUACAACAUAACAUUACUGCAUAUUGAACUACCUUUUCUGUCAAAUUUGUUGUAUGACAUGAAGUUUUGGUGCUUAAUUUGUGAAAUCAUAACCUAAUUUGAUGUUUAAUAGGCUUUUCCUUAAUCCUUCCUUAUUAUCCAAGUUAUUCACUUAUCCAAGCUUCUGCCGGCCCGUUUAGCUUGGAUAAGUGAGACUCUACUGUAUGUUUAAAUGUUUAUAUAUUUGUAGAUUUCAAACUACUGAAAGGCUUUGAAUGUAAGCCGCUUUGUGUCUCCUUGUUGGAGAGAAAAGUGGGGUAUAAAUAAACAUAAUAAUGUGGGAAUGGAAA